GUUGAACUGGAGGUUCCACAGCUGUGCCACUUCAUCCUGAGGACAAUGCAUUGCUCCCUGAGGGAGACAUUUGGCAUUGACACUGAAGGAAGAGCCAUGCUGAAAAAGUCAAAGAACUCUGAGGACUUUGCAAAUGCCAUGUCCAAGCAUGAGCUAAAAUUCAGCAUUCAGGAUGGAACAAAAGUCAAGCUGUAUCCAGAGAAGGAUGAACCUCUGCAUGUACUGAACCUCAAGAGAGGGAUCAUCUCAGCUCUACUUGUGCCAACAGAAACAGUAGAAAAUGUAAAAACAAUUUCAAUGGAUACUGUCUAUGGAAAGUGUGACAGUGAAGUUGAAUUCAAAUCUAGAAAAGGAAAUGUUGCAGAAGAUAUUUCAAUUAACAGGGACCUGAAAGCCUGUGACAACUUCAGUCCCAUCAGAGAUUAUGUCAGCCCUAUUGCCAUUGUAAAGGGACUAAACAGCCCAUUAUCUACCCUUCUAAGGAGCACUCAAUUCUGUCAUUACAAUAUUGAUGCAAAGAAAAGGCAUAUAAGAGAUGCUGUCUGCAGUGAAAAACACCUGUUUCUGCCUUCCUCAUACAAAAAUCGCUAUGGUGUGAUGACGGAGGUCAACCAGACACUGAAGCUUGAAGAUACCCCAAAGAUCAAUAACAGAAAUUUUGAUGGAGAUGAACUAGAAGAGAAGGGACUUGCACUGGAAAGUACAGAUGCCAGAUUUCCCAGGCAGGGGGAUGCUGUUCUGAAAAUCCUUCAGGAAUUGCAGAAACUUACAGCCUCCCAGCAGAACCAGCAGAGAGCAAGACUGUUUUACAAAUUUGUUUCUGGACUUAGAAGUUUACAUAACAGCAGUCUUGGAUCACUUGUACCAAAGAUGAUGGAAACUUCAAGUGCCAUCACAGUUCAGGCCCUGACUCAGUGCGGGACUCCAGAGUGCUAUGGUGCAGUCCUUCAAAUACUGAGAACUGGAAACGUGAAUCCGCUUGUGGUAGACCUGGUCACAUAUACCCUGGGACUACUGCCUUCUCCAACUCCAAAAAGAAUACGGGAAAUUCUUAGCAUGGCCCAGUAUCAGCCAAGUAGAGCUUCUUUUUAUGGCUUGAGUCAUUCUGUUACUAAGUUCUACAAUGAAAAGAUGAUUGUGACAGAGGAAAUAACAGAUGUUGCAGACUUCAUGGUAUCAUUGCUUGGUACGGAUUGUUCUGGAGAAAAUGAACUCACAUACCUCACACUUCGGGCUAUUGGAAACAUGGGCGCAGUAAUGGAGAAAGCUAAACCCAACCUGAAAUCUUUUCUUAAGACAUGUAUCAGAAAUGAAGCUGCAUCACUUUCAGUUCAGAAAGCAGCCAUCCAGGCAUUCAGGAAAAUGACUAUCACUGAAGAGGACCGUUCAGCACUUAUGAAAGCAUUCCAAGAAGGGGAUGCAUCUACAGACAAACGUCUAGCAGCCUAUCUCAUACUGAUGAAAAAUCCUUCCCCCACUGAUCUCACUAAAAUUUUGAGAGUCCUCACAAAGGAGAAGAACGAGCAAGUGAAAAACUUUAUUGCCUCACACAUUGCGAACAUCCUAGACUCUGAAGAAGUAGGCAUUGAAGAACUAAAAAGCCAAAUUCAAGAAGCUCUGAAAGGAAACCAGGUUCCAACAGCCAAAGAUUUCAGAAAAUUCUCACAAAAUUAUCAGAUUUCCAAAAGAGUUUCUGUACCUGGAGUUGAUCCUGUCUCUGCCAAAGUAGAGGGAAAUGUGGUAUUUGAUCCAAACGGCUAUCUUCCUAAAGAGACUAUGCUAAAAACCACCCUGAAUGUGUAUGGAUUUGGCCCAAGUGAUAUCUUUGAGCUUGGCUUGGAUGGAAAGGGGUUUGAACCAACACUGGAAGCUUUGUUUGGAGAGAAGGGAUUUUUCCCAGACACUGCGAGCAAGGCCUUGUACUGGGUUGAUGGCAGAGUGCCAGAGCAGGUUUCCAAGGCGCUUUUUGACUAUUUUGGUUACUCCCAAGACAGCAAGCAGGAUCAGGAUGUCAUGAAAGGAAUAAUGCUUAACCUUGAAAAAUUAAUAAAAGAACUGAGCAACAAGGAAGCUCCUGAAGGAAGAGCAUAUCUGAGAAUCCUGGGAGAAGAACUUGGGUACAUGAAACUCAAUGAUUUCAAAUUGUUGGGAAGCAUGAUUUUAAAGAGUGUUAAAACUCUUCAGACUAUUCCCGAAAUGAUUGCACAAGCCAUCUCCAAAGGUGUUGACAGUGAUAUAUUUGUCCACUACAUGUUCAUGGACAAUGAGUUUGAGCUCCCAACUGGAGCAGGUUUGCAACUGAAGUUUGCCUUGUCUGGAAUAGCAACACCUGGGGCCAAAGUAGUUGUGAAGCUUCAUCAAAAAAGCAUGCAAGCAGAACUCAUUGCUAAACCUUCAGUAGCAAUUGAGUUUGUAACACAUCUGGGAAUAAACAUACCUGAAUUUGCUAGAAGUGGUGUGGAGAUGAAUUCUAAUAUAUUCCAUGAGUCUGGAAUUGAAGCACAUGUUAGUAUGAAAGCUGGACAGCUAAAAUUCAGCAUUCCUGCCCCAAAGACUCCAACAAAGCUCCUCAGUAUCAG
This is a messenger RNA of Pelecanus crispus (Dalmatian pelican), 2579 nucleotides long. Lineage: Eukaryota; Metazoa; Chordata; Aves; Pelecaniformes; Pelecanidae. The record is from RefSeq and is a predicted model, not a curated record.